AUGAGCCGAUUAUGGAUCGCCGAUGAAAUUGAAGAGAUAUUGGCUAAUUAUUUGGGUACUAAAGCAACAAGAUGUAUACUAGUCCACGCCGAGAAACUCAAUCCGCAUAUUGUUCUAAAAGGUCUUGGAAAGAUGAAAAAACUUAGACUUCUUGCCGUGGAUCUUGGAUAUCGUUCCCCAUUUCAAGCAAAUAAUCUUGUUUCACUUGAGAUGACUAACAGUCAAAUCAUACAACUUUGGGAAGCGGGAGAAAACAAGGUUCUUAACAAGCUUAGAUUCCUUAACCUGAGUUGGUUAAAGUUGAGUACCCUUGACCUUAGGUUUAAUCCAAAUCUUGAGACGUUGAAUCUUGGAGGAUGCUCUAAUUUGGUAGAACUUCACAUGCCUGUUGGAUGUUUGAAGCUCAUAUCUGUCGACAUCUCACAUUCAAGGUUGAGGACUCUUGACCUUGGGCUAGCUCCGAAUCUCACAAAGUUGAUUCUUGAUCGAUGUCGUAAUUUGGUAGAACUUCACAUGCCCCGUAGAUGUCCAAAUCUCAAGUCCCUACAACUCACUCAUUCAAAAUUGAGGACCCUUGACAGUGGGCAGACUUCGGUUCUCGAGAAUUUAGAUCUUGAAGAUUGUUAUUAUUUGGAAGAACUUCACAUGUCUGAUCAAUGUCAAAAUCUCAAAAACCUCAACAUUUGUCAUCCAAAGUUGAGGACUCUUAACCUUGGGCUGAGUCCAAAUCUUAGGACAUUAUAUCUUCAAGAAUGUUGUAAUUUGGUGGAACUUCACAUGCUUGAUAGAUGUCUAUAUCUCACGUCCCUACAACUUGCUAAUUCAAAGUUGAGGACUCUUGACAUUGGCCUUACUCCAAAUCUCAAGACAUUAGAUCUUAGAAACUGUUAUGAUUUGGAAGAACUUCACAUGUCCGUUGGAUGUUUAAAGCUCACAUCCGUUGACCUCACACAUUCAAGGUUGAGGACUCUUGACCUUGGGUUGGCUCUGAAUCUUGAGAUAUUGAUUAUUGAUCAAUGUCCUGAUUUGGUAGAACUUCAAAUGCCUAAUAGAUGUAUAAAUCUCAUAUCCCUACAAAUCACCAAUUCAAAAUUGAGGACCCUUGACAUUGAGCUGACUCCUAAUCUCAAGAAUUUAGAUCUUGAAAAUUCUUAUUAUUUGGAAGAAUUUCACAUGGACGAUGAAUGUCAAAAGUUGGCAAACCUCAACCUUACUCAUUCAAAGUUGAGGACCCUUAACCUUGGGCUGACUCCAAAUCUCAAGAACUUAUAUCUUGCACAAUGUUGUAAUUUGGUAGAACUGAUCACUCCUCUUAGAUGUCUAAAAGAGAUUUCCCACUUGUACGUAAGCGGUGGUUUGGGCUUUAGAGCUCUUAUGUUUCAGGCAAAGGGUUAUAGAUCUUGUAGUCCUUUAGCUGAGUUACAUCUGAUUGAGGUGUCCCUAGAAAGCUGCCCACUUCAUCCCGACAAUAGCUUGUCACUUACUAGAAAUUUUGAGAUGCUUAUUUAUUUUUAUAGAGAAGAUCAGCUCUCACUGGCUAGAAAUGUUGAGAUGCUUAUUUCUCUAGUCAAGUGUGCUUGCACAAGCCUUGAGAAGAUUUCAGGAAGCAUUUGUGGGUUACGACGUUUAAGAAAGCUUAAAAUGGAAGGAAGUUUUGUGGAGGUGCCCAAGGACCUUGACAGGUUGGAAUGUCUCGAGGAGAUAAUAUUGUUGUCUACAAAGAUAAACCAUCUUCCAGACGGCAUUUGUAUGUUGAAACAUCUGAAAUCUCUCGAACUCAACUCAUGUUCUUUUCUUGAGAAGUUACCUAAGGAUCUUGGUCGGUUAGAAUGUUUAGAAAAGCGCACUUUGUAUUUUACAAUCAUUAAACAUCUUCCAGAUAGCAUUUGUAUGUUGAAACAUCUGAAGUCUCUCGAACUUAACGCUUGUUUUCAUCUUGAAAAGUUACCGGAGGAUCUUGGCCGAUUAGAAUGUUUAGAGAAGCUCACUUUGUAUUCUACAACCAUUAAACAUCUUCCAGAUAGCAUUUGUAUGUUGAAACAUCUAAAGUCUCUCGAACUUAACUCAUGUUUUCUUCUUGAGAAGUUACCUAAGGAUCUUGGCCUAUUAGAAUGUUUAGAGAAGUUCACUUUGUAUUCUGCAACCAUUAAACUUCUUCCGGAUAGUAUUUGUAUGUUGAAACAUCUAAAGUCUCUUGAACUUAACUCCUGUUUUUUUCUUGAGAAGUUACCCAAGGAUCUUGGCCAAUUAGAAUAUUUAGAGAAGUUAAAAGUAAUGAAGUGUGAACGUUUACAAGAAGUCCCGAAUAGCAUUGGUGAGAUGAAAUAUCUAAAACAUAUCAAUCUUGCCAAUUGUAUUCGAAUUGAGAAGUUGCCAGAGGCACUUGGAUGUAUAAAGUGCUUAAAAGAGUUAGAUAUAGAAGGUACAAGCAUAAGUCAUAUUCCGCAGAGCAUUCUCUUGUUGAAAGGUCUACUUAUUAUUGGGUCCAAAGGGGUUCUUGAGUCACAUGGCUUUACAUCCGAGAUGCAAACCCCAGGAAAUGGAACAUCAUAG
Molecule: messenger RNA, 2553 nt
Organism: Lactuca saligna
Lineage: Eukaryota; Viridiplantae; Streptophyta; Magnoliopsida; Asterales; Asteraceae
Source: the annotation of a GenBank genome assembly